This is a messenger RNA of Saccostrea cuccullata (small rock oyster), 909 nucleotides long. RefSeq names its product N-alpha-acetyltransferase 80-like. Lineage: Eukaryota; Metazoa; Mollusca; Bivalvia; Ostreida; Ostreidae. The coding region runs from base 352 to 726 and encodes 124 amino acids. The record is from RefSeq and is a predicted model, not a curated record. Gene Ontology annotation, molecular function: acetyl-CoA binding; N-acetyltransferase activity. Gene Ontology annotation, cellular component: cytoplasm. The transcript is spliced from 4 exons. Gene Ontology annotation, biological process: protein acetylation.
GACAGAUGGACAGACAGAAAGCUAGACAGAGGGACGACCAUGGACACAUUACCAGGGUACCAUCACAUAAGCUCUUCUGUUCUCUGACCAGUAGAGCUAAAAAUAUGCUGUUCACAGUCAGGAAGUAAAAAUGUUUUAAUUUUUUUGUUCUUUUUUAACAGGUUACAUUCCCUACAGAAAUCCUGUGAUAGUUUCCCCACCUGUUUAAUUAUUGUAAGCGACAUUGAUGGAGUGAAAACUGUUGUAGCUCACAGCAGAUUAUCAAAAGUUCAGGGGAAAGCCAACUCAUGUUUAGUGGAAUCAGUUGUUGUAAAGAAAAGUCUACGGGGCAAAGGAUAUGGAAGGAAAAUUAUGCUUGAAACGGAAAAAUUUGCAAAGAGCAAAGGAAUCACAACGAUAUAUCUGAGUACCCAUGACAAGCAGAACUUCUACAAACAUUUAGGAUACGCCUUCUGUGACCCUAUAGUCAGCUUUGGUGUCAAUACAGACAUUUUACCUGAAGGUUUUUUGCUAAAGUUUUUACCAGAGAACUCGGCUGAGAGAGACAGUAGCAAAAGUUCUGAGAAUACCUCCAUUCCUACCUCAGGGUCACCUGUAGUGCCCCCCUCUGUAGCCCCACCCCCACCACCACCUCCUCCCCCACCCACACGGGCCACCCAGAAAGAAAGACCGGAUAUAGUUAGAUGGGAUCCUAGUGCAAUAUCGUGGAUGAAAAAAGAUCUAUAAUGUGAGAGAUGCCAUGUAAUUUUUUGUAUUUUAUGAAUUUAUAGAAUUUUUUAUCCCCUGCUUCAUUAUAUAUAUUUUAAUCCCUGUGUAUUUCAGUCCUUGAAAUGUAGUAAAUUAUAUUUUGUAUUUGUAAAUUUCUUACCCUUUGUGCAAUAUACAGUAACAUGUAAUAUGUUUCAAACA